UUGUCUGCGCAUGCUCACAUGGGCGCUACAUUGACCUCGCUUUUGUAUGUUCCACAUGUGCUUGCUUGCUAAAACAGCCGAAUUCCCUGUCGAUUCCGUGGUUCAUUGGGCGAUAGAAGUCGGCCUUUCGGCACAUGUUGACCUGAGGUACUUGAUCGUUGACGAUUAGGCGAGUUGGAUACCGAUAAGCAGCUAAUUUGGCUGAAAAUACGGCUGCGACUGGGUACGUGGCGCCAUUUUGACUGAUCCGCCACACGCUUUGCCGACUCAUUUGAGCCGAAUUUCGGGCCGACUUGGCUUUGGAAAGUCGGGACGGCUGAAAACCAAUCAUGUCGUCCAAUAACUACAGCAACGAGGACAAUUCGGCUGACAGGAACGUCGAAAUAUGGAAGAUCAAGAAGCUGAUCAAGAGCCUCGAGAUGGCCAGAGGCAAUGGCACCAGCAUGAUCUCGCUCAUCAUUCCGCCCAGAGACCAGAUUUCCCGAGUCAGCAAAAUGUUGGCCGACGAGUUUGGCACAGCGUCCAACAUCAAGUCGCGUGUCAAUCGCCUGUCGGUGCUUGGAGCCAUCACCUCUGUGCAGCAUCGCCUCAAGCUCUACACCAAAGUGCCGCCAAACGGACUUGUAAUUUACUGCGGCACCAUUGUGACAGAGGAGGGAAAAGAGAAGAAGGUGAACAUUGACUUUGAACCUUUCAAACCAAUCAACACCUCGCUCUACUUGUGCGACAACAAGUUCCAUACGGAAGCACUGACUGCUCUUUUGGCUGAUGAUAAUAAGUUUGGUUUUAUUAUUAUGGACGGCAACGGUGCCCUUUUCGGCACUCUGCAAGGAAACACUCGUGAAGUCCUUCACAAGUUCACUGUUGAUUUGCCUAAGAAGCACGGUAGAGGAGGUCAGUCUGCACUUCGUUUUGCUCGUUUGAGAAUGGAAAAAAGACACAACUACGUGAGAAAAGUUGCUGAAGUCGCAGUAACGCUUUAUCUACCUGGUGACAAACCAAACAUUGCUGGCCUCAUUUUAGCGGGUAGUGCAGACUUCAAAACCGAGCUUAGCCAAUCAGACAUGUUUGAUCAGAGAUUGCAAGCAAAAGUAAUCAAGCUGGUGGACGUAUCGUACGGUGGAGAGAAUGGAUUCAACCAGGCCAUUGAACUUGCAGCUGAGUCCCUCCACAAUGUUAAAUUCAUUCAAGAGAAAAAGCUUAUUGGACGAUACUUCGAUGAAAUCAGCCAAGACACCGGAAAGUUUUGCUUUGGUGUUGAGGACACUCUCAAGGCACUUGAACUUGGCAGUGUGGAGAUCCUUAUUUGCUGGGAGAAUUUAGACAUUCAGCGCUACGUGCUCAAAAACCAUACGUCCUCGGAAGAAAAGAUUCUGCACCUUACCCCCGAGCAGGAGAAAGAUAAAUCGCAUUUCACUGAUAAGGAAACUGGUGUGGAGCUGGAGCUGGUCGAGUGCCAACCUCUCCUUGAGUGGCUGGCCAACAGCUACAAGAGUUUUGGUGCCACCCUCGAGAUCAUCACUGACAAGUCGCAAGAAGGCUCACAGUUUGUCAGAGGAUUUGGUGGCAUAGGAGGAAUUCUGCGCUACAAAGUUGACUUCCAGUCACUUCAGGCUGACGAGCCGUUGGACGAUGUCGAUCUUGACGAGUAUUAACCUGCUUAAACUUUGCCAGGGUUGCUCCGCUACAAGGUGGACUUCAUGAGUAUGCAGUUGGAUGACAUGGACGAAGACCUCUACAACCUGGAUGACUACUGAACUAACUGACCGUUAAUCGCGGACACAAAGUGAUAUCGUUUUCUGAUUAAGUUUGUUGAUUUGCCCCUUAAAACGGUCGAGUUCAACAGCACACACACCAACAAACCACUCUUUCCUCCUUUGAAUGUGCAUCAGUGCUUGCUUCCGAACGAAAUUUUAUUGUUAUUUCUUUUCUACAUAGACAUCAAUUCGAAUUUUGCAUCCUGUUUAGUUCGGCCAUAAUGUUGUGCAAAAUCGAAUGGAAAAAAGUGUAAGCAUGUUUUAUAUAUGAGCACAGCAGCCUGGUUGUCAGCAAUUUCUAAAAAUGUGUAUAAAAGAAUUAAUUAUGAUAAGUGCAGUUCAUCGUCAAAGUCUUAAAAGGAGUAUUUGCAAUUGUAUAUCAAUAAAAAUGGGAUAUUCAGAA
Molecule: messenger RNA, 2160 nt
Organism: Neocloeon triangulifer
Lineage: Eukaryota; Metazoa; Arthropoda; Insecta; Ephemeroptera; Baetidae
Gene: eRF1
Product: eukaryotic peptide chain release factor subunit 1
Exons: 10
Coding region: 330-1655 (441 amino acids)
Biological process (GO): cytoplasmic translational termination
Cellular component (GO): cytosol; translation release factor complex
Molecular function (GO): sequence-specific mRNA binding; translation release factor activity, codon specific
Source: RefSeq, a predicted model, not a curated record